Messenger RNA from Solenopsis invicta (red fire ant), 3051 nucleotides. RefSeq lists its product as uncharacterized. Gene Ontology annotation, molecular function: aspartic-type endopeptidase activity; nucleic acid binding; zinc ion binding. Gene Ontology annotation, biological process: proteolysis. The transcript has a single exon. The record is from RefSeq and is a predicted model, not a curated record. NCBI's taxonomy places the organism in Eukaryota, Metazoa, Arthropoda, Insecta, Hymenoptera, Formicidae. The coding region runs from base 1 to 3051 and encodes 1016 amino acids.
AUGGAGCGGCUAUUAGCAGAACAAGAAGACGUUCUCUAUCAGAUUGCGAGGACGGUCGACAACUUCAAGAAGUUGGGGCAAGGCAAUUUUACUACAUCCGUCACGCGGAACCGGAUGUCCAUUUUGGAGAAGCAGUGGACUCAGUGCCAAAAGCUACAUGCGGACCUCAAGGCGGCAGUCAAGCCAGCGGAGCGAGAUGAAUGGCCGUAUUUCAGUGAGGAGCAAUUUCGGAAGGCGACAGAGGACUACUACGAAGCGUCUGACUAUCUGAGCGAAGUAUUAGAGAGGUUGACGAGACCUACCGCUCAUGUAACCGCAAGUAGUACUUUAGAUUUAAGCUCGGGUCCGCCAAGCUCAAUCCUGUUGCCGCGAAUAGAGCUUCCUAAGUUUUCCGGUCAGUAUACGGAGUGGGUCAAUUUUCGGGAUAUUUUUGAGUCGAUUGUGAUAAAAAAUGAAGGCCUCACAAACGUGCAGCGUCUGCAUUAUUUAAAGUCGAGUCUGACUAGCGAGGCUCGCAUUGUUAUUAAAAAUAUUUCCGUUACCGACGCGAAUUAUGAGCUAGUAUGGGGAGCCGUGAAAGAACGGUACGAAAAUACCCGCGCGAUUGUUUCUUCUUAUCUGAAUACUAUCCUAGAAGCUACUCCGAAGGCUGAUUCCGUCUCCGAAUUGAAACGCGUGCAUGAUAGUAUUAAUGAUGCGGUCCUUGCGUUACGUAAUCUCGAGAGAAAUUGCGUCGAUGAUUUCGUGGUUGCCAUCCUGUCCAGGAAACUUGAUGUGAAUACCCGCACUGAGUGGGAAAUCAGCUUGGGCAAUAAACGAGAGCCAGCUUCCUUUAACGAACUGAGCACAUUUCUUGUUGGCAGAAUGCUGGCUCUGAAUGUAGCGGGAGAUACUCGCAGUUCAAAUAAUAGUAAAACAAAUCGCUCAGCAGCCACCAAGUCGUUGACGGCUGCCAUCUCUAAUGUUAAAUGUUUAUACUGUGCGGGCUCGCACCUUUUGUUUCAAUGCGCUCAGUUUAAAUCCUUAUCCACGGAGCAGAGAAAGAAUGUUGCGCGGCAGCACCGUUGCUGCUAUAAUUGUUUGACCAAAGGCCAUUAUCCGCGCGACUGUAAAUCGCGGGGCCGCUGUGCACGUUGCCAACGCAAACAUCAUACGCUUCUGCAUGACGACAAUAUCAGCGGAGGACAAACGACAAUGGGUGCUCCUGCAAUAGCGAGCACAUCCAGUGUAAACACAGUAAAUGACGCCCCCUCUAAAUCAAGUCUUUUAGCAAGGGUAACAACUCCUUCACGUUCCCUCCUGGUCAAGGGUACUGUACUACUCGCAACUGCACGAAUCUUUGUACGUACUGAUGGAGCUCGUUGUAUAAACCUUCGAGGCAUGAUUGAUACGGGCGCUGAGGCUACAUUUAUCACUGAAAGGGCUGUUCAAGCCUUAAAAGCAAAGCGUAUUAAAGUAUAUUACACUGUCACUGGCAUGGGUGAUCUACAGGCUGGGGUCGUUACUCAUGCAGUUAAGCUCCAUUUAAGUGCGGGUAUACAGUCGAGUACUACAGUUACAGUGAUCGCGUUUAUCCUCCCUGUACUUACUUCUUAUGCUCCAAGAAGUCCUGUUGAUUUACUUGCGCAUCCUCAUUUGCAGAAUUUAAAAUUUGCGGAUUCUGAUCCAUUCAGUGAUGACCCUAUCGAUUUACUGAUAGGACUUGACUAUUAUAAGGCCGUAACAAUGGAUGGAUCCCGCCGAGGACCGAGCUCUGAUCUCAUGGCGAAACCUACUAUCUUUGGCUGGGUUGUCUUCGGCCCGUGCAACGACACUUCUGAAGGAAACCCUCAGUCGGUGUCCUCGUUACGCUGCUCUAUUUCUCCUGAAACGGAUGCGCUGAUGAGGCAGUUUUGGGAGAUAGAGGAAGUCUCGGUUUCUAAUCCCCUCACUGAAGAGGAAGUCGAGUGCGAAAGGCACUUCGCAUCUACACAUUCUCGUUUGCCAAGCGGACGCUAUCAGGUUCGCUUACCUUUUCGGACCGAUUUCUUGAAUAAGGUCGGUCGCUCCUUUCACGUCGCUUCUGGUGCCUUUGAUAGGUUAGAGCGACGUCUAGCUCGCGAUAGUGCAUUGUCUGCCAGCUAUCGUGGCUUUCUUUCUGAGUAUGAGCAAAUGGGUCACAUGACCCGUGUAAACCCGAACGAGGUCAUUAAUAAUAAUUCGUUAUAUCUGUCUCACCAUCCAGUGGUGAAGGCGAGUAGCAGUACUUCCCCUGUACGGGUUGUAUUCAACGCCUCGAGUCCCAUGGACAACGGGUAUUCAUUAAAUGAUCUGUUGCUUACUGGACCUAAGUUGCAGUCAGAUCUUUGCUCUAUCAUUAUGCGCUGGCGAACUCAUCGCUUCGUUUUCGUCGCUGACGUCGCAAAGAUGUUUAGACAAAUUAUGAUUCAUCCGUUAGAUACUGACUUUCAGAGGAUAUUGUGGCGUCCUAGUUCAGGCCAGCCGAUCCAUCAUUACCGUUUAAUCACCGUCACGUACGGUACCGCCUCGGCGCCUUAUUUAUCCAUGCGCGUCCUGCGACAAUUAUGCGAGGACGAGGGAUCUGCAUUCCCGCUGGCUGUGACUAUACUCAAUAAUUCCAUCUAUGUAGAUGACGUGUUGUUUGGGGCAGACAGUGUGUCCGCCAUACAAUCCACACGUCAGCAGUUGAAUGCCUUGUUAUUGAAAGGAGGUUUUCACCUUCGUAAAUGGACGUCAAACUAUGACGAAUUGUUGUCGGAGAUACCAGUGUCGGAUCGACUGGAGGACAAUAGUGUCGAAUUUGACGAGGACUCCUCCUUCAAGGUUUUAGGAAUUUCGUGGAGUCCUAUACUUGAUCGAUUCCAUUUCAGGAUACAAAUUCCGGAGUUUUCGGUGAUCUCGAAACGUAGCGUGCUAUCGGCCAUUUCGCGAUUCUUUGAUCCACUGGGUUGGAUUGCCCCUGUGGUAAUCACCGCUAAAAUUUUCAUGCAGGAACUAUGGCUGCGUAAGGUUGAUUGGGAUAGCCCGCUCUCGAGUGAUCUAGAGGAAUGA